AGGGUCUUGGCUCCGACGGGCGCCUCCGCUUCCAUGACCCUCGCGAGGGAGGCCUCCGCGGCGCUGCAUGGCCCCGGACCUGGCCAUGACUUCUGCCCAGGCCCUCAGAGCCGAGGAGGAGGAGGCGGAGGAGGCGGAUGCCCCAGCCAUGGCCGGAGGAGAGGAGGGAGGAGAGAAGCCCAAGGCUCUGCUGCCCUUCAGCGUGGAGGCCCUCAUGGCCGACCACAGGAAGCCCGAGCUGGGAGUGGCCUCCUCGGCGGCCCACCGGAGGACCCUCAGCCCCAGGGAGAGGCCGACCUCGCCCCCCUCGGCCCUGGCUAACAACCACCCCUUCGCCCACCCAGAGGCACUGGCUCAAGCCGAAAGCCCCGAGAAGCCCCCGACGCCCUGGAUGCAAAGCCCCCGCUUCUCCCCGCCGCCUCCAAGAAGGGCCAGUCCCCCGGCCUGCACUCUUCGCAAGCACAAGACCAACCGCAAGCCCCGGACGCCCUUCACCACAGCUCAGCUCCUGGCCCUGGAGCGCAAGUUUCGGCAGAAGCAGUACCUCUCCAUCGCAGAGCGGGCCGAGUUCUCCAGCUCCCUCAGCCUCACCGAGACCCAGGUCAAGAUCUGGUUCCAGAACCGCAGGGCCAAGGCCAAGCGCCUCCAGGAGGCCGAGCUGGAGAAGCUCAAGAUGGCAGCCAAGCCCAUGCUGCCCCCGGCUGCAGCUGCCGCCUUCGGCCUUUCCUUCCCUUUGGGGGGGCCCGCCAUGGCCACAGGGGCCUCUCUCUACGCCUCCGGACCCUUCCAGAGGGCCACCCUCCCCGUCACCCCCGUCGGACUUUAUGCUGCACAUGUUGGCUACAGCAUGUACCACCUCACCUAGGCUGCAUCCGCACUGGGGGAAUAACCCGGAUUCAUCUCGCUUGAAGUGCUGCGGCUCCAGGCUCCCGAAUUCUGGGUGCUGGAGUUUGUUGCGGCACUCCAGCGCCCAGAAUUUGAGAGCCUGGAGCCGCACCACUUGAAGCGAGAUGAAUCCGGGUUAAUCCCCGCAGUGCGGAUGCAGCCCUAGAGGUUCUUCUCGGUAGGAGAGGCCCCAAGGAUGCUUCAGCCCUCCACUCCUUUGGUUCUUUUGCCAUGCCCUCCCUUCCCCAGCUCCGGAAAGAAUUCCUGUGUACUGGUGUAAUAUACUGUACAGUUGAAAAUUUAUUAUCGUUUAUAUUAAUAGCUAUAUUUGA
Molecule: messenger RNA, 1217 nt
Organism: Sceloporus undulatus (fence lizard)
Lineage: Eukaryota; Metazoa; Chordata; Lepidosauria; Squamata; Phrynosomatidae
Gene: MSX1
Product: msh homeobox 1
Biological process (GO): embryonic morphogenesis; regulation of transcription by RNA polymerase II
Cellular component (GO): nucleus
Molecular function (GO): DNA-binding transcription factor activity, RNA polymerase II-specific; RNA polymerase II transcription regulatory region sequence-specific DNA binding
Source: RefSeq, a predicted model, not a curated record